Molecule: messenger RNA, 3353 nt
Organism: Trifolium pratense (red clover)
Lineage: Eukaryota; Viridiplantae; Streptophyta; Magnoliopsida; Fabales; Fabaceae
Product: histone-lysine N-methyltransferase family member SUVH9-like
Exons: 2
Coding region: 203-2542 (779 amino acids)
Cellular component (GO): nucleus
Molecular function (GO): protein binding; zinc ion binding; histone methyltransferase activity
Source: RefSeq, a predicted model, not a curated record
AUAAUUUAUUUUUAUAGAAGAGAGAGCCUUAGAAAAACUCAUAAAAUAAGGCAUUAAUAACUCUCUUUUACUAAAUUAAUAAAUAUUAUUUCAUCACCGCACCUCACUCACUCACUCUCCCCAUUUUCACUCUAACCUCUCUUCAAACAAAAACUAUAACUUGUCACUCAAAAUUUCACCAUAAUCAUAAUUUCCUUCAACAAUGGAUUCUUUCUUAACCCUUGAAACCCCUUCUCCAUCUCCUACACCUUCUCAUCCUAUUAAUGUUCCUAAUUUUGCAUUUUCUCAUCAAAUCCCUAAUAUUUUACCCCCAAAUUCAUCAACCACCUUCAUUUCACCACCAACCACCGCCAUUUCCGCCGGACAACCGCUUCAGACAUUACUUGUUCCAAAGCCGGAACCUUUUGAUGAUUUCUUUGCGACCCAAGAUACUCAACAACAACCCUUUUACUCUCCUGGUUCUGGACAAAAUGAACAAUCUGACCUAUACAAUGAAUUCUACCGUGUUUCUCAGCUAUUCAAUUCUACUUUCGGUAAAUCCUUUUACCCUUCUCUCGGAAUCGAUGAUUCCAAUAAUGUUGUUUCUGUUGAGAAUAUGGUCAACGUUUGUAACCCUGACCUAAAUCUGAACCCUAAUCAUGUUGUAGAUUCUGUUGAUUCUCAGUCGUACGAGAUUGAGAAUAAUAAUGAUCGUUCUCUUGUCGUUGUUCCGGAGAGACAAGAGUCGAGUUCACAAGUUGCUGUUGCUGUCGUUAAAAAGAGGGCUAAUCAGGUUAUGGAGCUGGUGAGGGUGUCGGAUCUGAGUGUUAAGGAUCAGAUAAAUUUGAGGGAGUUGAUGAGGAAGACGAGAAUGGUUUAUGAUUCGUUGCGCGUGUUAGCGAGUAUUGAGGAGGAGAAAAGGAUGGCUGAGGAGAGGAGAAAUGCUGCUGAAGUUGCUGUUGUGGAGGAGGAGAGGAGGUUGAUUGAGGAGAGGAGGCUGGCUGAAGAGAGGAGAUUGGUUGCUGAGGUUGCAUUGAUGGAAGCUGAGAUGGGAGGUGGUGAAGAGAGGAAUGUGGGGGUAGCUGCUGCAGGGGUGGAAGUGGAGACUCCGCGAAGAAGGGGUCGUGUUCGCAACCGUAUUCGUGGUGAUAUGAGGGCAGCGGCAUUGAUGAGGAAGCGUGAGUUGUGGCUGUAUCGUGAUAAGCGGAUAGUUGGACCGAUACCUGGAGUUUAUGUUGGUGAUGUGUUUCUUUUUAGGAUGGAGUUGUGUGUGGUUGGUUUGCAUAUGCAGAUACAAGCUGGCAUUGAUUAUCUGCCUAAGAGUAGGUGUUCCAAUGGUGAGCCGAUUGCUACAAGUGUUAUUGUCUCGGGUGGUUAUGAGGAUGAUAUGGAAUUGAAUGACGGUGAUGUUAUAAUCUACACUGGCCAUGGAGGACAAGAGAAGAAUUCCUCAAGGCAAAUCUGUGAUCAGAAAUUGGUGGGCGGAAACCUUGCUUUGGAAAGGAGUAUGCAUUAUGGCAUUGAGGUUAGGGUUAUCCGUGGGAUGAAGUAUGAAGGGAGUGCGUCCGGUUCUGGUAAGGUAUAUGUUUACGACGGACUAUAUAGAAUUGUUGAUUGUUGGUUUGAUGUUGGAAAGUCUGGCUUUGGAGUUUAUAAGUAUAAGCUUAUGAGAAUUGAGGGGCAAGCUAAGUUGGGUAGUGCUGUUCUCAAAGAAGCUAGAGAUAUUAAGAAAAGUGGGUUAGAUUUUAAGCCUAUGUAUUGUCUUUCUGUUGAUAUUUCUAACAAUAGGGAGAGUGUUCCUGUUAGGCUUUUUAAUGACAUAGAUGACAAUCAAGAACCUCUUUUUUAUGAGUAUCUUCGGAAUACUACUUUUCCACAGUUUGUGUUUCAUCAGAGUGGGAAAGCUACUGGUUGCCAGUGUGUGGAAGCUUGUACUGAUGGUUGCUUUUGCUCUAUGAAGAAUGGAGGAGAGUUUCCGUAUAAUCUACAGGGUUUGCUUGUGAGAGGGAAACCUUUGAUUUUUGAAUGUGGCCCUUUUUGUUCCUGUCCUCCUAAUUGUCGGAAUCGUGUUGCACAAAAGGGGCUCAAAUUUAGGCUGGAGGUGUUUAGGUCUACUCAGACGGGUUGGGGAGUUAGGUCCUUGGACCUUAUACAGGCUGGUGCUUUUAUCUGCGAGUAUACAGGGGUUGUUUUGACUCGUGAGCAGGCACAAAUUUUAACAAUGAAUGGCGACUCCUUGAUAUAUCCUAACCGGUUUUCAGAUAGAUGGGCAGAAUGGGGGGAUUUAUCUCAGAUAUACACUGAUUAUGAGCGCCCAUCUUAUCCAUCAGUUCCUCCGUUAGAUUUUUCUCUGGAUGUGUCAACAAUGAGAAAUGUUGCUUGCUAUAUGAGCCAUAGUACGAGUCCAAAUGUGUUUGUUCAGUAUGUUCUAUAUGACCACAACAAUCUCAUGUUCCCUCACGUUAUGCUAUAUGCAACAGAGAAUAUCCCUCCAAUGAGAGAGCUGAGCGUUGAUUAUGGUUUAGCGGAUGAGUGGACCGGAAAACUCUCCAUAUGUAUGUAACUUAAUAGUGUUGAAAGGUUGCUGAAGCCGAGUUUUGGCCAUGGAUAGCUGGUGCUUGCCAUGAUUUUCAGAAGGCUUCAACCUUACCAAAUUUCAUGGAACUUUUGGAAGUACUUCCUAAAUGAACUCUUUAUGGUCAUGGUAUCCAAAAUCACUUAAUAGCUAUUACGUCAUCCUAUUUAGGUCCAACUCAUGUUGACUAGAGCACAUGCAUUUUUCCGUGCAGUCAUGAAGAUCAGGAAUUGGAGUAUGCUUAAUGUUGAACUUAUGCGAUUAUUCGCUACUUUGUUGAUUUAAUUUGUUUGCUCAUUCCUGUUCUUGGGCUAAUCAUUUACAAGUCUUAGCACCAUCUUUUGUAAGCAUGUAGCUCAGAUGUUAUUUACUUUUGUCAUUGUAUAUAAUGUAAGGUCAAAGCUUGUACAGAGAUAAUAUUAGUGGUUGGUGAUUAUGGAUAUAAUGCAGAAUAUUAGAUGGUUUAGAAGCAAAUUUUAUGAUAAUCCAGAUCUAAGAAAAGCUCCAGGUUUUUGCCUAUUGAAUUUGUAUGGCUAUUGUUGAUACAUGUCUGUUGGUUUGAUACUCAAUACUCGCUGAUAUGCCGGCAUGCUCUGAUACUCCGACAAAUUGCAACAGGCUCUUGAUGUAUAGUCGGCACUCGACAUGUCUGGCUCUGUUCAUCUCCUUUCAAAUUUCAGUCACAUAGAAAUAUAUAAUAAAUUGAGUAUGAGGUCAAUUAUUGGGUUAUCCAAAGUGCAUGUUUGGUUUGUUUGUAGAAUUUUUAUUGAAGCUUAAAGUAUAACUUUUGACAGUCAUA